AUGGAUACAGACGCCAUCAAAGGAGCCACGGCGGAGCGCCCGCAGUCAUUGAAUACAAAGGACUCGGAGGUACCAGAGGAGAUUCAGCAAGAUGGUGUGCAAAUCGCCGACGCAGUUACAACUACGUGGACUCGCAAGCAUCUGAUUGUUGCUUAUACUAGUAUGUGGCUGGUGUAUUUUGUCAACAAUCUCAACAGCAGUCUCACCGCAAACCUCUCGGCUUACAUUACGAGUGACUUUUCGGAACACUCGCUGUUGACCGUUAUUUCAGUCAUCACUAGCGUUAUGGGUGCUGCUUGUUUGAUGCCUGUCGCUAAAAUCCUCAAUAUCUUUGAUCGAACUGUUGGAUUCGUGAUGAUGCUGGUGAUUGCAAUUAUGGGGUUGAUCAUGAUGGCUGCUUGUAACAAUAUCACUACCUACUGUGCUGCACAGGCGUUUUAUACUGUUGGAUUCACCGGUGCCAUUUUCUGCAUUGACGUGAUCACUUCAGACACCUCCUCGCUUCGUGAUCGAGGCCUUGCUUAUGCCCUCACCUCUUCUCCUAGUAUGAUCACUGCCUUUGCGGGCUCGCCGUUGUCAAAUCAAUUCCAUGAAACCAACUGGCGAUGGGCCUACGGGACAAUCUGCAUCAUUCUCCCUAUCGCUGCGCUCCCUUUGAUUGUGACCUGGGAAAUGGCUAAACGAAAGGCCGACAAAAACGGUCAAUUGCAAUACAAGGAGAGGACUACACGAACCUGGGGAGGAGCCAUUUGGCACUACACCAUGGAAUUUGAUGCUAUCGGAAUUUUCCUUAUGAUAGGCGGCACAAUCCUUUUCCUGACAUCUUUCAAUAUCGCAGGCAACACCGAGGGCCAAUGGCGAUCGGCCAAGAUCAUUGCGAUGAUGGUUGUGGGAUUCUGUGUUCUCGUGGUAUUCGUCAGUUACGAGCGAUGGCUGGCCCCGAAGCCUUUCAUCCCUUUCCAUCUGAUCACCGAUCGAACGGUCAUUGGCGCAUGUCUUUUGGAUGUAACCUACCAGAUUUCUUAUUAUUGCUGGGCCAGUUAUUUCACCUCCUACCUUCAGGUCGUCUACAACACCAGUCUGACGCAGGCCGGUUAUAUCAGCGCCAUCUUUGAUUUCAUGGAUCCAAUUUGGCUAAUUGGCUGUGGCUUCCUCAUCAGAGCAACUGGGCGCUUCAAGUGGCUUCUCUGUGCCGCCGUGCCCCUCUACCUCCUAGCAAGUGGUCUGAUGAUCUACUUCCGUCAACCGGGUCACAACGUUGGAUACAUGUGCAUGUGCCAGAUCUUCCUGGCAGUGGGUGGUGGAACCUUUAUUCUGAUCGAGCAAGUUGCUGUUCUUGCUGCGGCCUCGCAUGAAGACUAUGCUGCCAUGUUGGCACUUCUCAGCACUUUCGGGUACCUGGGUGGCGCAGUGGGCAGCAGUGUUUCCGGUGCUAUCUGGACAAACACCCUUCCCUCCAAGCUACGUGCGAAUCUGCCAGCGGACUUGAAAGACCAGUGGGAAGACAUAUAUGAGUCGUUGGAUGUCCAACUCAGUUAUGCAGUUGGCACACCUGCUCGCAUUGCUAUCCAGGAUGCAUAUGCAUUUAGCCAGCGAAACAUGAUGAUUGCCGGUACCGCGGUGAUGGGGCUUUCAAUUGCCUGGGUGCUUAUGAUGAAAAACAUCAAAGUUCAGAAUAACAAGGAUCUUUCCAAGGUCCUGUUCUAG
Penicillium digitatum Pd1 is the source of this 1707-nucleotide messenger RNA. RefSeq names its product Major facilitator superfamily domain, general substrate transporter. Gene Ontology annotation, cellular component: plasma membrane. NCBI's taxonomy places the organism in Eukaryota, Fungi, Ascomycota, Eurotiomycetes, Eurotiales, Aspergillaceae. Gene Ontology annotation, biological process: transmembrane transport. The record is from RefSeq and is a predicted model, not a curated record. Gene Ontology annotation, molecular function: transmembrane transporter activity.